Molecule: messenger RNA, 4212 nt
Organism: Girardinichthys multiradiatus
Lineage: Eukaryota; Metazoa; Chordata; Actinopteri; Cyprinodontiformes; Goodeidae
Gene: fam20a
Product: FAM20A golgi associated secretory pathway pseudokinase
Exons: 11
Coding region: 1024-2637 (537 amino acids)
Cellular component (GO): Golgi apparatus
Molecular function (GO): protein serine/threonine kinase activator activity
Source: RefSeq, a predicted model, not a curated record
CAGGAACAGUAUGUGAUUACAGACAUCAGGUAGGGAUGGACAAAAGAAACGGGUGAAGAGUGAGAUGGUGUUUAUUUAAAACCAUUUUCUCCUCAUUUGAAAGUUUUGCCGAAGCUAUUGUUUAGUUCCAGCAUAGAAAGUGAUCUUCUCUGUAGCUCAGCGUGAAAUGGGAGAAGAAAAGUAAGGAAACUGAUUUGUUGGAACUGUAGCAGGAAGGAGAAUGCAGCUGGGAAUUUUGCCUGGAGCGAGGCAGGCUGAAGAUCUGUGGUGAAAAGAAAAACCAUCAUAAAGAAGAGAUGAGCAGAGAACAAGAAGGAUGGAAGUUUGAAGCUGGGAGGGUGUGAUGGACAAGACUGGAGGAGGUGGGUGAUUCGCAGGAGAAUUGAAAAUGGACUUAAAAAGAAGGAGGCAAGAAGUCUUAUCAGAAAAAAAGAAAGGAUGCAAACUCAAUAUCUGAGCCAGAGAAUCCAGAAGAAUACUGCCAGAUCACACAUUAAAACUGGGCUUCAGAGUGGAUGAAGAUCCGCUGCCAUUAAAAAGAUGUCUGAGAACAACUGAUUCAGCUUGCACUUCAGCCUGUCUGGGAUCUGUGUUUCUGCACCUUCGCUGCACCCACUGUCUCAUUCUGCUAACGUGUUAUUUGAUGUUUGUGCACACACCCACAAUGUUGCAACACUAGACAGUCACAAACCAGCUCCUCCUGGUAGUAGCAGGUCCCUGGAUGCAGCCACACUGUCAGUGAAUGCUGCAAACACAUGCCUGCUCUCAGCUCUCAACUCAGAGCUCUUUUUUAAGUUCUUGCCAAGGAAGGAGGAGGAUGGAAAGUGUGGCUGGAGAGAAGAGACAGAAAGCAGAAAGAAAGCAGAUAAACUGAAAGACUUGAAGAAUCUAACUGCUCAAAUCUGGCUUGGCUCACUCUGUGUGACUGGAGGAUACCUACAAGUGAUCCCUCACAUACUUUGAAUCAAUCUGGACCUUUAGCGCUUUUUUUAACUGUUUACUUUCCUCUCUCCUUUUGCUUCCAUGAUGAGAAGAGACCGUUUCCUCCUGGCUGCAGCCCUUUCAGCCCUCUUCUCUGCAGAUUUCUACUUCAUCCUUUUGCCGAAGCUGCAAAACAGGAGACGCGCAGCGGGAAACAUUUGCUCAUGUAGUCCUAACAGCAACCUUAGCCUCCCCAGGUUGGAGGCUCUUGCCACACCGCAGCUGUCCAACUGGACUCUUACACCUCUUCCAAGUGAUGCAAGUGCACUUGAACUUGAUGAUAGAGGCUCCAAGCUGCAGAGGCUGUUUUCCCACCCUCUGUACAACAUUCAGACUCUGGAGUUGAAGCCAGAGGAGAGGCUGCUGCAGGUGGAACAGCUGAUAGAGUACUACAGGAGAAAGGUGUCGCACUGGGAAAGACGUAACAAACUGUACAACGAGGCAACUGCUUUGACCAACAUGUCCUUUAUGGAGCAAAAAAUGACUUAUGAUCCAAAUGCGAGCUGGCUGAAGUUCCACCUAGGAAUAAACCGCUAUGCUUUGUACUCCCGGGAUGACCCUGCCAUCCUCCAGCUUCUCACGGACAUGAAGAACAUGACAAUUGUUGGCGCAGAUUACACCCAGGAUGAGAAAGCUCUAAAAGGAGCCUGUGAUUGCAGUCAAGUGGUGAAACCGAGUGGACAUCACCUGAAGCUGGCUUUGAAAAUGCAUAACUUUGGAAAAGUAAUGUUCAAACCAAUGAGACAGCAGAGAGAUGAAGAAACUCCAGAGGACUUCUUCUACUUUGUUGACUUCCAGAGACACAAUGCAGAGAUCGCUGCAUUUCACCUGGACAGGAUCCUGGACUUCCGGAGGGUUCCGCCGGUGGUCGGCAGACGAGUGAAUGUAACUGGAGAAAUCCUCCAGGUAGCCCACAAUGAAGACCUGCGAGCCGUGUUCUUCACCUCACCAGCAAGCAACACAUGUUUCUUCGCCAAGUGCCUGUAUGUGUGUAAGACAGAAUACGCAGUGUGUGGGAGCCCAGACCUGCUGGAGGGCUCGCUUUCUGCCUACCUGCCCGGCCUCACCAUCGCUCCACGCCUCUCUAUCCCAAACCCCUGGAAACGUUCCUACAGCUUCUCUGGACAGGAGGAAUGGGAAGUAAAUCCUUUUUACUGUGACUCAGUUAAGCAAGCAUAUCCUUACAAUUCAGGAAACAGGCUGCUCAACAUCAUAGACAUGUCCAUCUUUGACUUUCUCAUAGGUAACAUGGACAGACACCAUUAUGAGAUUUUUACCAAAUUUGGAGAUGAAGGACUACUUCUCCACUUGGACAACGCCAGAGGGUUUGGGAAGCAUUCCCAUGAUGAGAUGUCUAUCCUGGCUCCUUUGUCUCAGUGCUGCAUGAUAAAGCGCUCCACACUUCUGAGACUCCAUCUCUUGGCCCGAUCAGACUUCAGGCUAAGCGAUGUGAUGAGAGAGUCCCUCAAGCAGGACCCUUUAAGGCCGGUCCUGACCGAGCUCCACCUCUUAGCACUGGACCGCAGGUUACAGAAGGUCCUAAGAGUGGUGCAGCGCUGCAUCAGGAGGUUCGGCCAGGAUGAGGUGAUCACUAAAGACUUUAUAAAGCCCACAGUGACUCCUCAGACUGCCACAGAAAUGAAAAAGAACAGAUAGCUAAGGAUUAAGCUGUUUUUGAAGACCUAAUAAUGGCAUACAGUCAGCUUGCGAACCAAGAUGGAUCUGAUUGCAGCUAAAGGAACAAGUUGUUAUGAGAUCUUGAAAUGAAAACAUCACUGAAAACUUCAGAACAUGUAGGAGAAAGAACGAACCACUAGAGGACCAAAUCAUAGGGAGAUCACAAGCAAUACAGACGCAGUACCUUCCAUAUAUAUUGGCACUACUGGUAAAGAUGUAGAAAAAGCCUUAAAAUAUACCUAUUUUUGUUCUUGUAGUAGCAUAGUUAAUGCUGACAAAAUAGAAAAUCCAGCCUUAAAUUUCAGACUCUUUAUUCUUUAGGAAUAAAAAGAUAUUCUAUGUUGACAACAUAUUUAUUUUUAACAAAAUCCCCAAAGACAUCUGUAAAAUACAUUAAACCUGAAGCUAUUUUUAAUUUGCUUUUCCUUAAUUGAUCAGAGUGUCAAAGAACUAAUAAGUUAUUCUUGUUCCCCAUUGGGUAUAAACAUGGACAGAGGCCUAUUUCUCUUGCAAAUUCUUCAAAAAUGGGAAAUACAUAAGAAAAUCUAAUUCAAGUUGUCAGGAAAUGGUUAGACUAAAAUAACCGGUUGCCUAAACUUUGCCAUAACUACUGUUUGGGUAGCCCUUAAAAAUUUAAAACCACUCCAAAUAUGACAAACAAGGUUUUUUUUUUGACACACUGAACAGUGGGCAGGAACUUAUAAGAGUAAAACUUUGCUGAAAGGUCACUGUCAGAGAGCUGCAGCAGACAGUGGCAAUUUGGCGUCACCAAGCCUGCCAACCAGAUGUUUGGUGUGCAAAGUUAAACAGGUGGGGUCUGCAGAUUGAACUGUGUUCUUUGGUCAGAUGACAUCAGGCUGUAGCUACUCUGUAAUGCCCACUCUAGAUAGAUGAAUAAAUGGUAAACAAUGUCAUGCUCACUGUGAAGCAUGGAUCAGGAUACAGGAUGCUUUGGGCCCAUUUCUCACACAGAGGUUCUGGGAAGUUUGUUCGAGUGUAUGGCAUCAAUGACUAGGACAUUUUAAAUCAGAAAGUAUUGGUCCACCAGCAAGGAAACAAUCUAAAACAUAAGGCUAAAUCCAGACAGAACCUAGGUUCACCAGAUAUGACCGUCUCAGUCCCAGACCUAAACCCCUUAGAGGACCUGUUGGCUAAACUGAAGAGAUGAGAACAUAAGAGAAGACCCAGGACUCUGGAUGAUCUAGACACACUGUAAUGUUACAGGUGCUGUCCUGUUGCACAAAGAGGGUUGAACAAAGUAUUUACAGAAGAGGUGCCCGUGUCUGUAGCACACAAUUUACUGCUUUCUCCCCUAAAUAAAUGGACUGAAAUUAAAGGUUGGAUUUUUCAACAUUUUUCAGAUGUCAUGCUACUGCUAUAAAAUAUUUGACAGUUUUUCACACAUCUUUGCCAGGGGUCCUAAUUCCUUUGGGGGGCAUUUAAACAACUAUAGUAGAGAGACGUCUUGCACUGGAUAUGAUGUUUAUCAAGUUUUGCAAGAUGUGCAAAGACAAAUAUUUUUUUAAACUCUAAAAUAAAGUUAUUUGAAAUAAG